AUGGGAUCCAUCGAACCUGCCCCGAUACCUCUGAAGGUGAUCAUCGUCGGCGCAGGCCUUGGCGGAUGUGCCACAGCGUUGGCUCUCAGUGCUGCCGGGUUCUCGGUCACCAUGUACGAGAAAGUCCGGAAGUUCGACCGUCUGGGCGACAGUUUGGGCCUAGGCGAGAACGCGCUGAAGCUUUUGGAUCGAUGGUCGCCCGGACUACGGGAAGACCUAGUCGAGAUCGGCAACAAGUCGAAGUACAUGCAGAUCAGGCGAUGGCAUGAUGGCAAACUACUGGCUCAACAGGAGCUGAUGGACAUGGCGGGCUUCAUUGGGCAUAGAGGCGACUAUCACGACGCCUUUUUGCGGGCUGUGAAGAGGGCGGGUGUGCCGUUGUUCAUGGGGAGGGAGGUUGUCAGCUAUGAUGAUGUUGCGAAGCCGAGGAUACACUUCGCAGAUGGGACGGUUGAAGAGGCGGAUGUGAUUGUUGCUGCGGACGGUAUAAAGAGCGCUGCCAGAGAGAGGGUUUUGGGAUUCACUGAUAAACCGAAGUCUUCGGGAUAUGCGUGCUUCCGCGCCUUCUUCAAAGCCGACCACCUACGCGAUGACCCCAAAAUCACCUCUCCCUACGUGAAAGAGGAGUGUGUCAACUUUUGGAUUGGCAACGACGUCCACGUAGUUCAGAACACCCUUCGCGGUGGAGAAGAAUUCAACUGGAUCCUGACCCACAAGGAUACCGAGGACAUCAAGGAAAGCUGGUUCCAGCCGGGCGAUAUGAAUCAAGUCCGCUCCAUCAUCGAAGAUCUCGAUCCCGAGAUAGCGCCCAUCCUCGCAAAUACAGAGAAGUGCCUCGACUGGAAGAUCUGCUACCGCGAUCCCAUACCCUACUGGGUCAGUAAGGGCAACGGCAUUGUCCUCCUAGGCGACUGCUGCCAUCCGCACCUACCCACGUCCGCUCAGGGAGCGAGCCAGGCCACAGAGUCUGGAGCCGUGCUUGCACAAUGCUUGCUCCUGGCUGGCAAAGACAAUGUCCCACUUGCUACACGGACCUACGAAAAGAUUCGCUUCCCUCGCGUACGCGUCUCUCAGACAAAUGGCGAGGAUGUGCGUGACCGAUGGCACAGCGCGCUGAGGAGGCUGGAUGCAGGGGCAGAGUUAAAAGAAGAGGACUUUCACAUGAGGAACAGACAUCUCUAUGAUUACGAUGCGGAGGCCGACACACAUAAGCAGUGGGAUACACUGUCGAGCCAGGUCUCACGAGAAUUGAAGGAGGGAAAGGUCUCGCCAUUAUGCUAA
This is a messenger RNA of Cyphellophora attinorum, 1281 nucleotides long. RefSeq names its product 6-hydroxynicotinate 3-monooxygenase. The transcript is spliced from 4 exons. The record is from RefSeq and is a predicted model, not a curated record. Gene Ontology annotation, biological process: secondary metabolite biosynthetic process. Bases 1 to 1281 code for a protein of 426 amino acids. NCBI's taxonomy places the organism in Eukaryota, Fungi, Ascomycota, Eurotiomycetes, Chaetothyriales, Cyphellophoraceae. Gene Ontology annotation, molecular function: monooxygenase activity; FAD binding.